Messenger RNA from Racocetra persica, 297 nucleotides. Lineage: Eukaryota; Fungi; Glomeromycota; Glomeromycetes; Diversisporales; Gigasporaceae. The record is from the annotation of a GenBank genome assembly.
AUGAUAGUUUUCAAUAAAAUCAGUUCAACAGAGUCCAAUGAAAUCAGUUUAACAGAGUUAAAUAACUUUAUACUUCAGUUUGAUACUUAUGAUAUUAUAAAGUUGCCAUAUAUUAAUUGUCAAUUUAUCUAUAAUAAAGAAUUUGUAAAUUCACCGUAUUGUAAAAGCUUUUCAGAAUUUGAAUAUCCAUCUGAAACUUUAGUAGGACUUGAAAAUUUAGAAAUUUUGCCAGAUUGUAAAAGCUUCUCAGAAUUUGAAUAUCCAUCUGGAACUUUACCAGGCUUAUCUAUCUCUUGA